This is a messenger RNA of Silurus meridionalis, 3327 nucleotides long. RefSeq names its product zinc finger DHHC-type palmitoyltransferase 6 (gene zdhhc6). NCBI's taxonomy places the organism in Eukaryota, Metazoa, Chordata, Actinopteri, Siluriformes, Siluridae. Gene Ontology annotation, biological process: protein palmitoylation. Gene Ontology annotation, cellular component: Golgi apparatus. The transcript has 11 exons. The record is from RefSeq and is a predicted model, not a curated record. Bases 460 to 1701 code for a protein of 413 amino acids. Gene Ontology annotation, molecular function: palmitoyltransferase activity.
GCAUAAAGCUGACGUUGUUUCGAAAUGGGACACACAAAAAACAAGUAUUAGAUGUAUUAAUAAGUUUUGUCUCGUAAGGCACAUUUCCGUCUUUGUCUACACGGAAGACAUGAGUGGCGCACCGCUCGGACUGCGGCCGAGAGAAUGCGGAACUGAGUAGCAUAGACGUGUGGGAGUGUAACCGCUUGUUAUGGGUGACAUGUUUCCAGCUUGAAAGCUAAGCAGCAGGCUGGUCUGAGAGAAAGGAUGCCACACAGGAGGAGAGCUAGUGAUUCUACCACACAGACGGCUGCUGUAACCCAUGACCCAACUGAUCGCUGGAUGUUUUGGAGGAGACAGAAAACAUCCAUUUUAUCCUCUACUUGGUCAAAUCAUUUUAUGACAGAGCGACGACAUUACUAACAAAUUUGCCAUUUUAAAGAACUUUCAAAAGCUGAAAAACUAUAUUUGCUGUACAAAAUGAACAUUAUAUCUGCCUUUAUUGUAUUUGAAAACCUCCACGAAGUUAGGAGGCUCUGUCACUGGGGUCCGAUCAUUGCACUUACUGUCAUUGCUGUGUGUUCGUCCAUGGCCAUACUGGAUUCUAUUAUCUGGUAUUGGCCCUUGGACACUACAAGCGGCAGCAUUAACUUCAUUAUCCUCAUCAACUGGACUGUCCUCAUUCUCUACAACUAUUUCAAUGCCAUGUUUGUGGGUCCUGGAUAUAUUCCUUUAGAGUGGAAACCGGAAAAUCAGCGAGACACUAUGUACUUACAGUUCUGUAGAGUGUGUGAAGGUUAUAAAGCUCCGAGAUCUCACCACUGCAGAAAGUGUAACAGGUGUGUGAUGAAGAUGGAUCACCACUGUCCCUGGAUCAACAACUGCUGUGGACAUCAGAAUCAUGCCUACUUCACCACUUUCCUCCUCCUCGCCCCACUGGGUUGUAUCCACGCUGCUCUUAUCUUUAUCAUGACAAUGUACUCUCAGUUAAAUGACCGGAUCUCUUUUGGUUGGAGCUCGGUGAAGAUAGACAUGAGUGCCCCACGGCGUGUCCAACAUCCCAUAAUGCUUUUCAGCAUAUCGGCUUUUGCAGCCAAUCUUUUUGCUCUUGGACUGGCAUUAGGCACUACCAUUGCAGUUGGCAUGCUGUUUUUUAUUCAGAUGAAGGUGAUUCUGCGAAACAAAACCUCGAUUGAAGUAUGGAUCGAGGAGAAGGCCAAAGACAGAAUCCAGUACUACCAAACAGAGGAGGAGUUCAUCUUCCCGUAUGACCUAGGAAGUCGCUGGAAGAACUUUAAGCAGGUGUUCACAUGGUCUGGUACACCAGAGGGAGAUGGUGUUGAAUGGCCCGUAAAUGACAAAUGCCACCAGCACACACUAACCAUCGAGCAACUGAAGCAGAAAGCUGACAAGCGUGUGAGAAGCGUGCAGUACAGAGUUGUGGAAGACUACAACGGAGCUUGGUGUCCACUAGGGAAGGGAAUAAACACGUUCUUCAGGUCGCCUUGCUCUGAAGAACCAAGGAUCAAACUUGCUAAAGGUGAAACCAUCUUCGCCACAAGAGGAACCAAGUGGUGGAUGUAUGGGGACAAAGUUUUGGAUGAGGAAAAGACCAAAGUUGGUCUCCGUGUUAGAGGAUGGUUUCCACGUCGCUGUGUGGAAAAGUGCCACUAUGACUCAGCGAAUAACACACCAGCAUGUGAAGAAAAGAAAGACAAGUAAGACAAGUGGGUUGUGCUUUUCUGUUAGACCUGUACACUCUAAGCAAAGAAAUAAUAAUUCCUCAAGGGAUGUGUGGAUGGUUAAUAUGAUCGUUUUACCAAAUAGAAUGGAAGACCACCUGUUUGUAGUGUUCUUUACAAAUCUUUAAUUCCCUUAAAAAUCGGCAAUCGAAGAUUCAUUUAUUUAGACUGUAAUGAGCAACCUUUAAAGAAUGGAGACGACUAUAUAUAUAUAUAUAUAUAUAUAUAUAUAUAUAUAUAAGAGAACUAGUAAAAAUGUACUGAUGAUAAAACAAAACAACUACAUGCACUGAAUUCUGCUGUACUUCUGUUCCUGACUGAUCCAGAGAUGUCUGAUUACUAAAUCAUUUUAACGAUUUCAACUGUCUACAUGUCCAAACCAGAAAAUUUUGCUUUGUCAUAUGAACAUGUGUCCCUUCGUAAUAUUUCCAAAGAGAAUCAAAUUUACAUGAAGCUCAGAGCAAAUUGUUCCUGAAGUGAUGAACUCUGGCUUGAAAGCAGUCAAUAUUAGGAACUGAGCAAAUGUUUACUUGAAUAUAUUGUUUCCUUUGUGUGUGUGUGUCUCUCUCUCUCUCUCUCUCUCUCUCUCUCUCUCUCUCUCUCUCUUUCUCUCUUUUUGAUGUUCAAGCCGUUUAUGCAAUGCCUUUUGCCAGCUGUAUCAAGGUUUUAGUCAUGCAAAUACUGUUUGUACAGAAAAAAAUGGUAAUUUUAUUUUUUAUUAUUUUUGUAAGAUCGAUGUGAACCUUACAGUAGAUAAGUAAACAUUUCUGCUCUUUAUGGUAUGAUCUAGUUUUUGUUUUUUUUGGGUUUUUUUUGAUACAUAUAAAACAAAAAUGGUAAUUAUUUACUCAGUAAUUCUCUUUUUCAGUGCUUUUUCAAAUGUACAUAGCAUUAAAUGAAAGGAUUCAACAUUCCAGUUUAAUCAUUGUCUAUUUCAACUGUAGUGAAACAAACAACAACUGAGACACAAGAAAAAAAAAAUUGUUAAAUAAAACACACUUGUGAUAAAAGUGUAUUAAAAGGGCAGUUGUUGGGGCAGUCAGUGAAUUUCUAUUUUCCAUUAUUUUAAUGACUCAUUAAUUUCUUUUUUGUUUGUGUCAAAAACUCCUGUAAAUGAAACUACAAAACCAUAAUCAACACCCUUUAGAAGAUGAGAAAUCUUUUUUUAAAAAUAAUUUGUGGUUUCUGUCAAUUGUCAACAACAAUAAAAAGUACAUAUUGCUGCAGUUUUAUAAAGUUGGUUUAAACUAUAUUUUUAUAGUAUCUUUCUAUAAUAAAUUAUUCAGAUAUUAUUGUAUAAUAAAUAUUCAGAUAUCCCAUAUAUGUCUUUAAAUAUGUCUUUAGACUUUUAGGCAGAUAUUUGUGUUUGCAUUAUAGAGUAUAAAUGUAUUUUUCAUGUUUAUUGACAAAAUUCAACAACUUUGACUCCCAUUACAACUGUGCUUUGGUCGGCUGUACUGAAAUUAUUGCCUAUGUCAAUCUCAAAUAUACUACAGUAGCACUGUGUAUAGAUGAAAUGAAAUGAAAAUGGGCUAUUCCAUCAAUAUGUACAUUUGUGCAGAAGAUAGGGCUUAAUUGACCAUAGUCAAGCUGACUUGACACUUCU